Molecule: messenger RNA, 4520 nt
Organism: Pomacea canaliculata
Lineage: Eukaryota; Metazoa; Mollusca; Gastropoda; Architaenioglossa; Ampullariidae
Product: SWI/SNF-related matrix-associated actin-dependent regulator of chromatin subfamily A containing DEAD/H box 1B-like
Exons: 21
Coding region: 318-3404 (1028 amino acids)
Cellular component (GO): nucleus
Molecular function (GO): ATP-dependent chromatin remodeler activity; DNA binding; ubiquitin binding
Source: RefSeq, a predicted model, not a curated record
ACGCUGGAGCUCUUCACAAAGGAAAAGCGACAAAGAGCAGUCGGUGGUCGGCGGGUUACUAGUCGCUGACACCAAACCCACUAAAGCAUUAUUUCGCAAGUUUUUUGAGAGUGAAUAUGUUAUUUUAGCAUCGAGAAUUUUUUUAGCUUUAUCAUUUUUGUCAUUAUUUGUACAAGGUAAAAUGAAUCCUUUAUCCUGUAUUUAAUAUGGCGUCAAAGAAGCGAUCGUAUGAAACCGAUGUUUAAAGAAACAAGUCUACGACUGUGAGACAAGUGAACCUCAAGUGAACAAACACAUCAAAAUCUGUUUGAAGCUUAAUGAUUAACGAGAUGGCAGGUAAAGAAACUCUUAAUAGUUUGUUGAAAUAUCGAUUCGUAAGACGAUCUUCAUCGAAAUCAAACCAUACCGACAGCUCCUCAAAUGACAGUUUAAGCAGUGGCCAGAUAAACGGAGAAUUUUCAGCAGACAGUUCAUCAUCUCGCUCACCUGUUACAUCUGUUUCACAAGAAACACUGCCUUCAGUAGAUGAAGGAGCUUUGUCCCCUGUGUUCAACAAGACCUGCACUCAACCACCUUCUUUACCAGAUGUACCUUCAAUUUCCUCGCCCUGGUUGUCCAAGUCAUAUGGAGUGGAAACAAAUGAAAGUCCUACUCAGAAAAGAAAAAUAAAAGGAACAUUCAGACGUGUCAAAGUUCACACCAGUUCUGAUUCUGACAGUGAUUCCCAGGUUGGAUCACACAUUCCUGCAGGAAGUGUAUCCAGUUGUGGAAAAAAGGCAUUAUGGGAAGAAAAACUUCGCACCAUGUUUCCAGCUGCAAGCUCAGUGCAGAUCUCAGCUGCUCUGUCUGCUGUCGUCAAGUGUGAGGAUAUAGAGCAAGGUGUCAACUAUCUCAAAGGUGUUGUUUUGAAGAGGAAGAAUGACCACACUGAUGAUGAGAGCUCUCUGAUGGCUGGCGGCAAAGCCAGCUACAAGCGCAUUCGAGUGAUGUCAUCCACAGAUAGUGAGGAUUCUCUGCAAGUGAUGGAACACUUGCAGCAUCGGUCACAGUCUCAAGAGCAAUGCAUAGAGUUUCUCCGUGAGGCUUUUCCUACACUUUCCAGUCAGCGAUUACGACAAGUUCUAGAGGACUGUAACUGGCAGACAGAUCAGGCAGCAGUUGUUUUGUCAAGGGAGGCAACAGAUUCUGUGAGGGAGCCACAUCUGACCUCAACAAAUGUCAUACGGUCAUCAAGUAGUCAAGAUUUACAAGAUGUUUUAGUUAUAUCUGAUGAUGAUGAUGAUGAUAACUAUCAUGAGGAAGAAGAAGAAGAUAGUGAUGACAGCAUGGAUGAAGACAAGAAUCAAAGCAAGAAAGACAUAAUUCUGUCAUUUUUUGAGGAAGCUACCAUGGCUGAGCUCUUGGUCUUACCUGGCUGUUCUCGCAAGAAAGCAGAAGCUAUUGUUGACUGCAGACCCUUCAAGACAUGGGACAAUCUGGUAGAACGGUUUACUAACUCCAAGGUUCUGUCAUAUGCUUUGGUUGGAGGCUGCAUGGAGAUAAUUCAGCUCCGAAAUGUUGUCCUCCGACUUAUGCGACAGUGUAAGCAGAUUUCUGAACAAGUGGAGCUGGUGGUGGCCAGACUGACUAGUCAUCUGGAGGGACCUCAUGAUGAGAAUGGCCAGAUUAUGACGCAGCCUUCUCUUCUCUGCACUAGCUUUGAGCUGAAGCCCUACCAGCUCAUCGGACUCAACUGGCUGCGCAUCAUGCAUUCUCAGCACUUGAAUGGUAUUCUGGCUGACGAAAUGGGGCUUGGUAAAACAAUCCAGGCUAUUGCUUUCCUCGCACACCUCUUGGAGGAGGGAGAAAAUGGCCCACACGUCAUCAUUGUUCCAUCGUCAACUAUAGAAAACUGGCUACGAGAGCUGUCUGCCUGGUGUCCAGAACUUCGUGUUAUUGUUUAUUAUGGCUCACAGGAAGAGCGGCGAGAGACACGACACUCUAUCAUGUAUGGUGGCAAUAAAGACUUCCAUGUCUUACUUACUACAUAUAACAUGGCCACAGGAGGCGUGGAAGAUCGCUCCCUGUUUAAGAAAUUCAGCUUCCACUACGCAGUAUUUGACGAAGGUCACAUGCUUAAAAACAUGUCCUCUCUUCGUUUCCAGAAUCUGAUGAAAAUUUCAGCAGAAAGAAGGUUGCUGCUGACUGGAACCCCACUACAAAAUAAUCUGUUGGAGCUGAUCUCUUUAUUGUGCUUUGUGAUGCCAGACAUUUUCCAGGGCAAAACUGAACCUCUCAAGAAAAUGUUUUCCAUGAUAUCGAGAGGUGACAGUGAGCAGGGAAAAUAUGAAAAAGAGCGAAUUGCCCAAGCCCAACGCAUCAUGAAGCCGUUCGUCUUGAGGCGGCUGAAGAAAGAUGUACUCACUCAGCUGCCCAAGAAGGAGGAAAGCAUAGAGUACUGCUCCUUAUUGCCAGAGCAGCAGGAACUAUAUGACAGCUUGUUGAGAAAGUUUUCAGAGCAGGUGGAAAAUGAUGGAACAGAAGCAGGAGGGGGUAUUGCCAUGUUCAUGCAACUACGAAAAGCGGCCAAUCAUCCACUUCUUCUCCGCAAUCACUAUACUGAGGAACGUUUAAAGAAAAUGGCUGAAGCUUUGGCAAAGGAGCCAUCACACCGGGAAAGAGGUGCACUACCCAAGCUCAUCAUGGAGGACAUGUCAGUGAUGAACGACUUUGACCUGCAGAGAUUGUGUCAACAAUACAAGAAACAUCUGGGUAAAUUUGAGCUACCUCCAAAGGUGAUUGGUGAGUCAGGCAAAUUCCAAGUUCUGGACAGACUACUGCAGACCAUGCAGAACCAGGGUGACCGUGUCCUGCUGUUCAGUCAGUUUACCAUGGUGCUAGAUGUAGUGGAAGUAUUCCUCAAGCAGAAACAAAUCACAUACAUACGCCUGGAUGGAAGCACACCUGUCACAGACAGACAACAACUGAUAGACCAGUUUACCGAAGAUCCUUCAAUUUUUAUCUUCUUGCUAUCCACACGGGCCGGUGGUCUUGGUAUUAACCUCACAGCAGCCAAUGUGAUUAUUUUGCAUGACAUUGAUUUCAAUCCUUACAAUGACAAACAGGCUGAAGAUCGCUGCCACCGACUUGGGCAAAAACGCUCAGUGAAGAUUGUGCGACUGAUUUCUAAAAACACCGUGGAAGAAGGCAUGUUGCGUGUGGCCCAAGCUAAGCUUCGCCUGGAGCAAGAUGUCACUGCAACCACAGAUGAGAACAGUGAGGCAGCAAUUGAUGUGGCCACUCUCCUUCAUGAAGCUAUUGACAAGGUGAAAGGUGGUCACACAGCCUACAGGAGACAGUCCCCUGGAGUCUUACCGCCAUCGUUGUCAUCAGCACAUAAAGCUUCAGCUAGUCUAGGAUGUUGAUUAUUAACUUUUCCCAGCAAAACCCAUCAAACCUCACUUUAUUGCUGUGGCAAGCUUUGACUGUCAGGAUUUUUUCUUUUGUGUGUGGUUUUUUUUUGUUUUUUUUUUUUUUGGGGGGGGGAGGGGGGUGGUGUCUUUGUUGUUUUGUUUCAAACAUUCUUCAACAGGUAAAAUUAGUUUUAGUAGCAGAUACUUUUCAUUGUAGAUUUUUUGAAUCAUGUGGUUCUAAUGCUGUUUAGUCCUACAUUUGCACCACCCAAACUAAUUUUUUAGCAGUUCGUACGUAGGCAUCUAGUGUGCAUUGGAAUAUGACUGUAUUGUGUACAGAGCUUUGGCAUAGGAUAUCAGUCUUGUUACAGCAGAUGUUUGCAGAUGGUGUGACGCACCUGCAUCAGGGAGAUGAAAGUAUGGGAAAGGUGAAGAUGAAGAGACUACCCAUGGAAUGAGCCUGCAUUAAGAUUUCAGUAACAGAUUGUGUCUGUUGUAGAAGUCAGUUAUCAUUUACAUGGCAUUUCUAGUGGUGGAUGUCCUGAUGACUCAAAUCACAUCUCCAGACUAGACUUUGUUCAAAAAUUUCACAGUCAGCAUUUUCAUAGAUGACAGGACGAAGAAGGCUUUUGCAACCUACAGUACUUGACCAAAGAUGAUCAGACCAAGACAGUUGCACUAGUAAGGUAUUAUGAAGGAGUAGUGCAGGUGAUGCCUUCUCCACAAUCUUGUAUUCUUGUGCACUUAGUUCAAGACAGAAUAUGUUCCUAUUCCUUUUGCAAAAAUUUUUCUUGAGUUCAUGAUCAGAAUGGUAACUUGCACUUUUCAGUGUGCAUUUUCCAUGAAGGAAUGAGAAAUCAUAAAAAUUGUUUUGUCUUUUAUAUAAGAAAAGAAAUAUUAGUAUAUGUACUGUGUAAAAUAGUAUUUGUCUUUUUUUUUUUUUUUGCUUUGCACACCAGCAGUAAUGAAUAGAAAACAAAAGAAACAUAAUUAUCUGGAUUUUGUUGUUUUGCUAAUAUAUGGGGAAUCACCUUCAGCUGGUUUUUUUUUUCCUCAAAUUGUGUUGGGAGCCCAAAGAUCCCAUAGUUAAGACCAGACAGCCUGAAAAUUAAAAAUUAAAGAUUUACA